This is a messenger RNA of Amoebophrya sp. A120, 4682 nucleotides long. NCBI's taxonomy places the organism in Eukaryota, Dinophyceae, Syndiniales, Amoebophryaceae. The record is from the annotation of a GenBank genome assembly.
GUCAAAAGCAGCUCCUGCUGUUGCAAUGGCGACCACAGCCGCGGCUGCUAAAAAAUCCGCUGCUGCUGCUGCUGCUGCGACCACGAUCGCCGCUGCCACCGUGAGAAACAAUCUCAACCCAGACGUCGCCGGCAUGCCUUCGUCGACCGAAUCGUCCAGUAGUAGCAGCGAAGAGUCGGAUUCCUCACCAAAAGACGAGAGUUGGAUGCUCCGUCCCAGCACCGCACCUAGCACUACUGCGAGGGAGCGGGCGAGGGUAAACCGGCAAGAGGGCUUCACUACGGCAGUAGACGCAGCUGCUGGUCGUGCUGGUAGAGACGGCGAACUAGAGCAGGAUAGGAGCGAAAUACAGGUUGAUGGUGCACCUGAUCCACGAUUUUCCGCGAUGGCCGGCGACGCUGAAGAAGUAGCAGAUCGUACUGCACCAGGAGAAACAUCAACAAAGCGUCACCUAGUGGCGGACGGGGCGUCUCCGUUAGACGCAAAGCGGCCUGCGCCGAUUUCGAUUCCGUCGAAGCGCGGUAUUUGCUAUUGGAAGGAAGAUUUGUCUUGCGCGUCUAAGCUAGUGGAGUUAGAUUUCUGUUGCUAGUACUUAUGCAAAUCCUUCUCAGCAUAGAAUGCACGAGUAGCAAAACAACGAAAAAGGUUCUCGGCGCGAUUUCGACGGGAGUCGCAGCCGCUCAACGACCAGUAGGAGUGGCGGGUCGGGGAGCAAUAUGCCGGAAUCCGCUUCCGGUGCGACAUUGUCGACUCUUUCGGGUGACAGCGACAGUGGGGAGCAGCAGGCAGCAGUGAAGAAAGCUGAUAGCAGAGAUAGUCCAGCACUUCAAGCCACGACCCGAUCUAGCACCUCACGGAGUACUAGGGUGUCGUCCCCUACUCGACUUCCGAUCGCUGCUAGAUCCAGUAUAUGCGUUGCAAAAGUUGUAUGUCCUAUCGUACUACGUAGUGGUUGCUUCACGUUUACAUAUUUUUCAGAGCUUGUCGUUUAGAAUCAGAUAUCGAAGCACGUCCUUUGUUAUGCAUGGCUGCAAUCGAUCAGUACGAGUACGAUACUUUGGCACAGGAUACACUAGUAAGACCUCGAGUGAACAAAGCGAAAAGCGACGGGCAGCUCCACGACAUUCCGGCGAGCAAGGUGGAAUAGGGCCUGUUCUUGCGCAAGAAGGCCCUCCAAUUUCUGGCGCAGCAGCUGCCCAAGACGAGCCUCCGCAGCAACCAUCUGGGGUGGAACAAUCAGCGGCUGCAGCAAGUGCGUCCCCACAAGCCCUCCGCAGUGGUGGUCUAAUCGACGAUGCUGAUUACAACGAAAGCACAGCAGCAGAACGUCAACAUCAAAGCGGGUCAAGAGCCUCGAAUCUCAGCGGCGGCGCUGCAGCAAACACAGGACAACAAGCUCCGAUCGGUACCAGUUCCAGCACAAUGGGGACGAGGGCAGGAACAACAACAGCCACAAAGCUCGCAACAGCUUCCUCGGUUAAUAGAAGACCUGCAUCAAGCCGAAGUGCUAAGUCCUCCAGCAGUAGAACCCGUGCCGCCCGGAGAAAAAACAAGCACAGCAAACAUUACGUGACGACCAACAACCUCGCGUAUGGGCACAAAUCCGCCCGGUACUACACGGGAGAGCAGGCCGUGGAGCUGCAUUUCCGCUCCAACCCCGAUGUGCGGAUGUUCUGCCGCAGUUUCAUCCGCUAUAUGGAAGCGCUUCUGGAACUGAUCGUUAUGAUGAAAAGCCACGUGGUAUCCUGAGUAAAAACGUACCCACACCAGACUCAGGAUGGGGAUUUUGCAACACAAGCCUGGGAGUUUUGUGAGUCACGCAUGACAAGUUGCACUCUGCAGUGUAGUGCAGGUUAGCAAGUGCAGCCGCAUGACAGAUUCAUCUGCUCAUCCUGUUCACAGCAUCACAAAUUCCAAAACACGACUGGAAAUGGCUCUCAUGGGGAUGCACAUUACAAGUCUUCCUGUCUUUGCAAAUCUGCAUCACAACUCUGGGGUGGGGACGUUUUUACUCAGGAUACGUGGAGUUCUGGAUUUCCUACUACAAAAUCGCUUACCUGUGCCUGUUGUCCUGGUGGAUCUUCCGCAUGCUUGUCGUGUACUAUUUCCACGGUGUGAAGGAGGAGGACGACGACGACGACGCAGAUGCAGAAAAGGAGACUCUUCGCUCUGAGUGGAAGGACGAAAAAAUCCUCGAGGUGAAACAAUUUCUGAAAGCGUGGGUGCAAAACCAAAUUGCGAAGAAUCAACGGCAACGGGAAAAGGAAAAUGCUGAAGGAGCACCGAAGACCGAAGAGUCGUCGAAAUCGAAAAGAAGUACAACUGCGGGAGCUCCUGCUGCGCAAAGAAAACCACUGGACGAGAAACAUCAAAGUCCGCCGACUUCUAGUGGGCGGUGUCUUUCUUCUUCGUUGAAUUCAAAAUCUAGACCAAGAUUAGCAUCCGUGUUGUACCAGUACGCCAGCACGUCUUUGGAAAACUUGCUGGAGAAAGCAAUGGAAAAGAAAUAUUUGAGACGGGGAAGUAGAUUCGGCAACUUCGUAAAAGCUUUCGCGGGGAAACUCGGAAAAAUGGGGAGGAGAACGUCGGCGUUGCUGGUGUCUGAGAACAAAAACGAGGGAGAGAUAUUAGACCAUACGGAUUCGUCUUUUGAUCCGAGGUUUGGGGUCAAUGCCUUCGGAAAUAACAGCAGUGAUAAAAAGGAGAAAAGACAAAGAAGUUGGCAGAAGACCAGAAAGGGCGACGAGGUUUUGGGUAAUUCUGAAGUGGAGCUGGCAACGAUGCACUCUUCUAAGCAUGAUCUCCCUCGCGACAGCACAACUUCACCGAGUGGUCAGCCGGUGCGGCAGACGUUUGCCUUCGACUAUGCGAUGAGGGGCAAAAGCGACGAAAGGGAACAGGAGGAAAAGUAUUUGAACCGAAUAAAGAACCACAUCGAGCAGGACGCAUCCUGUUUCGCGCCUCAAGAUAGAAACCUCUGCACGCGGCCUGAUGUUGUCAAAGAUGCGCGAAAAUCGCAUGAGCAACAAGCGCCUGCUGUGCCGGGUUCGCUGCAGAUGAACACUUUAUUUCCGAUUUCCUGCUUCCAGGCUGGGCCUGCGAUUGUUUCACCGCCUCCCCCAACGCACAAGCAGAAGCACAUGGAAGACUCGGGCUACAAGCUUCAGCAGAGCAAGUUGCUGUCCAAACUACCUCUCGAGAAAGGAAAGAAGAAAAAGAACGCAAGUAGAGGACUUGCUGCUGCUCCGACGUCAAGAAGAGCUGAUGACCGCGCUCGUAAUGUUUGCUUCUCCAGCACCGGUGUGUGCGCAUUUGCGAAUGUAGUCGACGUUGUGAAUGUAGCGAAAGAUACCGUUCGAGCACGAGAAAACAAGGAAGGUGUGAAGGCGCCACCGCUGACGCUGCCGAUAAAGCGGUUAAGAAGUGAUCCUGCAGUAGUAAAGCAGCAUGCGGAGUGGCAUCGUAGUAGAAGAAAGAAGCGGGGGCGGCAAGAACGUGGUCGGAAUCAUACGGAAGAAGGACCGCGGUCGCGGAUGAAGAUGAAUAUGAACAAUAGGACCUCCAGAGACCGCCAAGCACGGAAUAAUGAAGAAAGUCGAGAUCAUGCAGGAACAGAUGCGACAAAAGUCCCGGGCGCGCCAGAGCAAGGCCGCGCUGCAGGUCCACUCGUACUCCCGCCGGUGCCUGCUGCGUCGCCUUUGGCCCCUGGCGUUUUUGUGCCUCGUCCACGGACGAAUGAAAAUGCGGCACAAGCGCCUGGCCCGUCCGUUCCAUUGUUGCGGGAAACAAGUCACCCGAGGACAGGAGUGGAAACACAUGAUCCGAGUGAUAACCUCCUGGGCGCUGAGAAUGCAAUAUCGUGGUUGCGGCCUUCGGCCGAGCAAAGGCUGAAGGCGGCAAAGAAAAUGUUUGACGAAGCUGAGUAAAACGACAACGCUUCUUUCGAUCUAGCUGAGAAGCAACUGCAAAAUAGAAGCUUCCUUCGGCACAACCUUCAUACAGAUUCGUAAAGUUUAAAGCUAAAAUAAAAGUUACAGUCAAAAGCAAAGUUACAUACACCUGAAAGCAGAGAAAGCGAAAGUUACCGACAUUGUCAAAAGUGGACGUCGCAAGGUCCCAAGUCAAAAAAAUAGAAUUAGUCAGAGUGAUUUGCGUUUUUGCCCGAAGGUCUAAAUCUAGUGAUUUGUACGAGUUAUGCCCUCCCCUUCCUUCGGGACAGGGAGGUUCUGGUUCUGAGUUUGAAGCGGAAAAGUCUCUUCAUUGAGUGCCCGAAUACUGCUAGUUGUGUCAUCGAGUGAGCUGCGUCCUUUCGCUUUUAAACGUGCAUCUCUUUGAAGGAAAUGAACAACGCCGGCGAACAUGACCGGGAACGCCUUACACAAAUAACGACGCCGAAACAAAUGGAAAGGAAAAGUGCAGAUGUUGAACGCUGCACGGUGCUAUCCUGCACUACUGGAUUCGACGUCGCGGUCGCGUCAGCAGCCGCAGACUUGCCCUACGUGUUGAUACAGUGCGAGAUCGUCGUGUCACUCUCCCGGUAUAUCGGUGUUAAAAACGCAUCGCAAGUCGUUGCUUGACAAAGAGAACCGUUCUGCUGCUUUCGCACAAACUGAACGCAAACCUCAAACCUUUGGAGCGUUCAUGCACAGAUAUUCCUAACUCUCAUCCGCUGUAGCACUCAC